AUGGCGAAGACAAAGGCCAAGCCCGGCACCGUCAAGCACCGCUCGAGCGACACGGACCCGAACUUGCAGGAUGAGGCGAACUCACAAGUUGUAGCUGAGGUGGCUGAUGGAAACAAGGCUGGAGCCCUGCCUACGACCCCAACUGGACCCAAGAUUCCGAAGAAGAAGAAAGCUGGCGCUGCGAAGGCUAAGAAGAAUUACCAGAAUGUACAGGCGCAAGGAGACGAUGGUGCAAAGGCUGACAAAAAAAGCCCGGCGAAGAAGAGCCACGCAGUCGCCCCGCCAGCCCCGGUGAAGGCGACCGGCAAGAGCCCAGCCAAGAAAAUCCAAAGCAACACGAUUCCGAAGAGCCCUGCAAAGAAAGUUCAAGGAAAAUCUGCUAUCUCGAAGAGCCCCGCCAAGAAACCUGCAGUGAAGGCAGUCAGCAAUGUUUCGAAAAGCCCGGCCAAACAGUCCAAGGGCAAAGCUGCAAUCUCGAAGAGCCCCGUCAAGAAAACUGUCGCAGCAGCUCUGAAAGGCCCGGCCAAGGUUCAAGGCUCACAUGCCACGCAGUCGACUCCUGUUAAGAAGGUAAAGAAGAACACGAAGGCUGCGUCGGCUGAUCAGGCGGGGCCGAAGGCUGGAGAGAAGCGCACGGCCGACGCUCAUCAUGAACAAGUUAUCAUCCCGAAAAAGAAAGCGAAGGCUGGAACCGUCGUUGCUCAGGCCGAGCAUACACCUGUGAAGCUCGCCAAAGCUGACGAACCGCCGCCGAAGGUUGCCUCGAAGAAGAAGAAGAUGGCUGUCAAGAAACAUACAAUCCUCACGACUCCUACGGGAAAACCCGGACCAAAGUUGUCGGCUGGAAAGUCUCCCGCGAAGUCGCCGAAAAAGAAAGCUAUUGCCAGCCAUCCCGGAACUUCAGCGCCGAUUGCCAAAGCCCCCAGCUCGCCCCAAGCCGCACCAGCCAAGAAGAUUCGCUCUCAAGCUGCUACCGGCACUGCCCAGAAAUCGGCCAUUACGAAGCCCGUUGUUGUCACCAAGAAGAAAACUACCAAAAAACAGAAA
This is a messenger RNA of Mesorhabditis spiculigera, 1047 nucleotides long. Lineage: Eukaryota; Metazoa; Nematoda; Chromadorea; Rhabditida; Rhabditidae. The record is from the annotation of a GenBank genome assembly.